AUGGCGGACGCAGUGGGAGGAGCGCCAGCGGUAAAUGGCAACAUGAACGGCCAAACAAGUUCCUACGCCUCAAAGUUCAACUUGGCUUCACACUUCAUUGGCGGCAAUGAGCUUAGCCAGGCUCCCCCUUCAUCAGUCAAGGAUUUUGUCGCUGCAAACGAUGGACACACGGUCAUCACCAAUGUAAGUGACAGACUCCUCCAGAGACCCCCAAAGACCUCCAGAAGCCUCCAGAGGCCUCAACUCUAG
Molecule: messenger RNA, 249 nt
Organism: Aureobasidium musti
Lineage: Eukaryota; Fungi; Ascomycota; Dothideomycetes; Dothideales; Saccotheciaceae
Source: the annotation of a GenBank genome assembly